Linum tenue is the source of this 2270-nucleotide messenger RNA. The record is from the annotation of a GenBank genome assembly. NCBI's taxonomy places the organism in Eukaryota, Viridiplantae, Streptophyta, Magnoliopsida, Malpighiales, Linaceae.
CGCAAAGCGCCUUUUUUCCUUCAACGCCAGGAAAGAACAAAACGCGGCACAAAGUUAAAAGCCAGCGUCCAUUCCGUUCCGUCCCGCAAUUUUCUUCCUUUCCUUCCUCCCAAAUUCUCCGUCAGCUAAAAGUCAAAAAACACCGAUUUCUUCCCCCCCUAAACCCCGCCACCGCCGUCGCCGUCCGAAUUCUCCACCGCCAUGUCAUCCCCACAGAAGCGACCGGAAUCCGACCUCCCAAUCCCAUCCCUCCCUUCCCUCCGCACCCGCUCCACCCCAUCCCCUCGCAGCAGCAGCUUCUCCUCCUCCCACUCCACCGCCACACCGACCUCCGGCGCCCAGCGCCGCAUUGCGAUCGCCGUCGAUCUCAGCGACGAGAGCGCCUACGCCGUCAACUGGGCCGUCCAGAACUACCUACGACCAGGGGACGCUGUAAUCCUCCUCCACGUCCGCCCCACCUCCGUCCUCUAUGGCGCCGAUUGGGGUUCCAUCAAGGUUCAGAUAAACACCAACGGCAGCAAUAGUCAGAAGAGCGACGACCAAGAUUCGUCCUCCGAUCAGCAGAAGCUGGAGGACGAUUUCGACAAUUUCACCACCACCAAGGCCAGCGCCCUGGCGCAGCCCCUGGUGGACGCCGGGAUUCCGUUCAAGAUUCACAUAGUCAAAGACCACGAUAUGAAGGAGAGGCUUUGCCUGGAGGUGGAGAGGCUGGGGUUGAGCGCCGUGAUUAUGGGGAGCCGAGGGUUUGGGGCGGCGAGGAGGAACAGUAAAGGUAGGCUGGGGAGUGUGAGUGAUUACUGUGUGCAUCACUGCAUUUGCCCCGUCGUGGUGGUGCGUUAUCCGGAUGAUAAGGAAGGUGGGAUCGAAGAAGGGAGUUCGAAGAAAGGGGUUUCUUUGGUAGAUGAGUGUGAGCUCCAUCCCGUGCCGGAGGAGCAGGAAGAGUUUCACGAUGGUUCUGAUGAACACAAAGAUGCUUAAGGAACAAGAUGAAGUUCAUUCUCCAUCAGGUAAUAUAUAGUUCGACCACUGUUGGCAAUCUUUUGCAGGAGAGUGUUUGAGGCUGUCAUCCCUUUUUCUCAGCUUGGUGUAACAUGAGAGGGUUGUACUGUUUUUCCUCCCUCAUUGUAUAUAAUCUAUGCGACUGCUGGUGUUGAGAUUUCUUCUGGUUCUUCCCGUGUAAUGAAUGACCUGAACUAGAGGUGUUUGGUUUCAGAGUCCGAAUUGUAUGUGGACAGUUAAAACCCAUCUUGAUUCUUGACCACAGAUUCUACAGUUGUUGUUGUUUCCCUGUCACCAGUUUUACUUCACCAAUGACAGCCAAGACUGCGAUUUGUCAUUUGUUCAGAAUUCUGUCUUAUCACUACAAUUUGUCAAUUUGCUUCAUGUUCCAUCACUGAACAUAAAGAAUCGAUCGGUUCAAAUAUCAAAUCCAGGACAGGUGAGAGAGAGAGAUUACAUUUUUUUUGUUUAUUUAUAUAAGGGUGAUACCAAUUUAUUAAUUAAGAAAAUAAAACACGAAAGUAGAAAGGAAAACAAGCAAUUUCAAACGGGUCUACCAGCGAAUACUAAAACAAAACAGAGAAGGCAGCAAAGCUGCUAAGAGACCUUAUAAGUACUCUAUGCAUCAAUCCACUACCGAUAACGGGUUCACUUCUGUUUGAGAGGAAUGACGCCAUAGAUUUGUUCAAACGACGGGAUCUGCAGAUGGAAUCUCAAUCAAAUGCGGUUAAUCUGCAGAUGGAGACUGCUACGUCGGGGUAAAACUGGCAGGCAUUCCUUCAUCCGGAUGGAGAGAGAGAAAUAUACGUCUCGCACUGUAAUCAGACGAAAAAUCAGAGAUGAGGAAUGCAGAGGAAAACAUUUAGAAGAAGCAUGCAUGCAUAUAAUACACAAUACAAGAUGAACACCCAGCUUGUUGCCGCGUUGUGAAGGAAAUCCGGCAGGGGCGACCUGAGAACACAUGAUGAUAGAUUGGAUCCUGGAAACCUAUCCCACCAGCCACAUGCGAUCUCAGGUCGACCCUGUAAGAAUCCUCCACACACAAAGAUUUUAUCUUGCACACAAAGAUUUUGAGGUCUGACAACACAAUGUGUGAGUUUGAUGUUUAUAUAUAACAAGGAGAAGAAAUCUCCGCUCCAUCAAGUGAUGUACUAUGGUUGUAAAUUAGGAGUACUAUUUUCCAAUCCCUCUUAUUGCUGUAUCUGUACUACAACUACCAGCCAAGCAUUGUACACAGCUACUGUACGUUCUUUCCAGCUUCACACCCAUAU